Parathielavia appendiculata is the source of this 342-nucleotide messenger RNA. RefSeq names its product ankyrin. Lineage: Eukaryota; Fungi; Ascomycota; Sordariomycetes; Sordariales; Chaetomiaceae. Gene Ontology annotation, molecular function: protein binding. The transcript is spliced from 2 exons. The annotation marks the transcript as partial. The record is from RefSeq and is a predicted model, not a curated record.
CGGACGCCGCUCUCGCUUGCGGCGGAUCUGGGACACGCCGAAGUGGUUAAGCUUCUGCUCUCUAUGGACGGCUGCAGGCCCAAUAUGCCAGAUCUAACCCAAUAUGCCGGCAACCCAAACUCACGAAACUUGGAGGGCCGGACACCGCUGCUGCUCGCUGUUCAACAAGCACGCAGGGAGUCUGUGAAGGCACUUCUGAAGCGAAAGGACGUCAAAGGGACAAUCGCAGACGGUUUUGGACGCACUCCCCUCUCGCACGCAGCCGAGGGCCGUUCCAGGAAGACGAUUGCAUUGUUGAUCGAACGCUGCUCGCGCGGAGGACCUGAACGCCGAAGACCAUAA